GCUCUGGCUCUGGUAUCUAACAGUAUCCAAAGAGAUGGAUGUGCUGUUGAGAACCUCAAAAUGGAUGUAUCACAGGUGCAGUGUUAAAUGUUUUAAGCUUUAACCCUAUCAUAUGGUCAAAAAAACAGUAAACACCCGCAUAUAAGGACAAAUGAAUAAAGAACCUCAGGCUGAAAUUUGGCCCAUAAAGCACCAUAUAUAUAAGAAACUGUUCAGCCUGAUAAAUUAAACACGUUCUUAUAUAAUAAGAGAGAGCGUGUCGGAAUAAGAAAGCAAUGUAACUAUUGUUGCUUUUGAGUUAGCAUGACUGUAAGAAAUAUUUUUAAAAAUGUUGAAACUAAUGUUACAUUUCUACUCAUUAAUGUUAACUAGUUUACUACCGGACAAAUUUUUGUUUUAUUUAUUUAUUUACUGAUUUGUUUACGUACCUCCUUAUUUAUAAUAAAAUAUGCAACCUAAACCUCUAGUAACAUGUUAUAUGUACCUGAAACAAAGUUUAAGAACACAUUAAGAACAUCAUCAGGCUGAUUUCUCACUAAGCACCUGAUAAAUAAGAACUAGAUCAGUCAGAACCCCAAAAUCAUGUGUUCUUAUAUACGGGUGUUUACUGUAUGUAGAAAGAGUUGCUAAGUUAGAAAAAAGUGCCAGUUUGAUAUUUCUUUGUCAAACUAGAGUACAGCUAAAAUGCGUUUUGUCCUGAUAUAAUAUUCGCUGAGAUCACAUGAAUUCUUAGUGACAUAAAAGAGAUCAAUAAGCCCCUUAGCCUUCCACGCAGACAUUCUUUUGGCCCAUCACACAAUCCUCCGAAACAAAUUAAUCAAGAAACACGUGACAAGGCCCUAAAAAAAUCUGCCUUGAAUUUAGGCCAUACGCCCUUCCUUAUCUCAGAGAGCCUGAAUACUGUGGGGGUGUGUUCGAGCAACUCGCUCGCUACACGACGACGUACCAGGAAUCUGAUUUACAUCUUGCCUUUAUUCUUCUUAAUCUUCUUACAACUUCUACUUACACAGCAAGUUUCUCGGCUCUACUAACUUCUCUACUUCUACUCUACUUCAAUUAUAGUAGCGGUUUUAAUAGCCAAAGCUUUUAAAGAUAUCCUCAAUAAAGACUAUUAUUAUUUAUUUAUUUAAACAAGACUUAAUGAAGCAAAAACUAAACUUAAAAGAUAAGAUAGAUCCGUCUUAAAGAUAACUUUCAAAAUACUUCACAACAAUACCGUAAAUCCUCUAUUAAGCCCCCUCUCUCAAAUACACCAACCCUCCCCUCCCCUCCCCCCCCCCAACCAUUUGAGAGGAAGAAAGUUUGGAUCAAUUUAGGUUUCCGUGAAACUGCCCACCUACCCCUUCCCCAAGCUAACAUUAAGACUUACUUCUCACUUAGGGAAAAAAGAUGGUUUAGGGGAGGUGUAGGUGGGCUGCUGCCCAUAAGCCUAAAAUGAUCUGAAAGGGAUCAAGUUUCAGCCACCCUUCCUUUUAAGGGCUAUGGAACUUGCAAAAGUACUUCAUGUCAACCAAAUAUGUCUCUUAAGCAUUAUAUCAAACGUUUCAAAAGACAAAAACGAACUUUUCUUAGGCUAAUACUUUUUCAAAAACAGUAAUUGCCAUCUGUCUCACUCGUCUUAAGUUUAUUCUCUUGAUGUAUUUGCUAUCGUAUGUUAAUUGUACCUUCGUUUCACGUUAUGAGCAGUUAUUUAAAUAUUUCACUCAAUUUUGUGACGGUUCCCUUUGUUUGAAUUUUGAUAUAUUUUAAUGUCACAGCUCCUUUAAGCCCCGGCUACCUUGGUCGUUCAUCAAAACUACAGUUGAACCACUCUACAACGGCCACCUUGGGGACAGAAGAAAGUGACCAUUGUAGAGAGGUGGCCGUUAGUGGAGGCUCCACUGUAUAACGGCCACCUCUCUCCAACGGCCAUUUUUUUGGCGGACAGUCCAUACAUUCACUCCCGUUUCAACCUCUCUACAACGCCCACCUCUCUACUAUGGCCACUUUCGUCUGUCCCCAGGGUAGCCGUUGUUCAACGGUAUCAAGACUCUCUGCCAACCUACCUCUCAAUCCAGCAAAUUUGAUUCUAUCACAUCUGAACCACAGAGGUCUUAUUUUUACACGAUUUGUAUUUUAGGAGCUGAAGAAUUCUGAAAUUGUCCAGAGAACGAACGACAUUCCUCCAACGCUACAGCACGAGAAUAUGGCUCCACAGGAGUAUUUUCGGCGUCUGGUGGAGUCAUUUAAAGAAAGGAUCCUGAUUUAUAGAAAACAGAUAGAAAUCAUGGAGACUCACAUGGCGUCACUAUCACAAGGCCAAACGCUCACUCCUCAAGGUGCGAAUGAAGCUGAGGCAGGGGUAGAUAUCUAGAAAAUGCUGUCAUGCUUACCCUGCACAGAUGUCUGAAACUUGCGCUGAAACCCUGCCACAGCUUUGCUUACUUACUUUGUUCCCUUGUUUUACAUUAGGUAUCUUUUAUAAACUUCUAAACGUUCUGACUUUUUAAGCACAUUUCAUUCCUUGUUUUACUGUCGAUUGUUGUUUAAGGGAGAUUAAACGUCGGCGACGACAACAUGUGCUUUACUAGCCCCCGUGGCAAGCGCAUAACGAAAUAUUAAUUAUGGGGCGCGAGAUAAGCGAUUCGCACCAGAGAGGAGUACUUUUAGAAGGGCGCGCCCUCCCUUUCUCGCAACUAUCGUUGCGGUUCUUAUUUGCGCUUUCAAAACUUCGCUUUAAGUGAAUUCGUGUGCUUACACACUUUCAACCCGCUCAAUAUCAAGUUAGGUGAGAUUUCCUGGAGUUGAAUUCGUACAGACUUAGGCCUAAGUUCAGGGCGAGAAAUAAGAAAUGCCCGUCCUGUGUUUACCUCCUCCAUAAAUCGUCGCACCAGGAAAUUUUACGUCACGUACGAUGGCAGCAAAGAAACGUACCGAAGGUGUGAUGUAAGUGCAGAGUUGUUUUGUUUGCCUUGUGAAACCAAUUAAUUUUUUGUCGAUCUCGUUGCCGUCGCCUUCGUCGUCGUCUUUACUUAAACUCUUCAAUGAGAAUUGUAGUAGAAUCCCGCAAUAUAGGCACCUCUAUAAUGUGAACAACUCUCUACGGCGGACCUUUGUACGGCCCUCCCCUUCACUCCCCUCCCCUCCCCCAAACAACAGACCGGACUUCUUACAGUGUUGAACUCUAUAAUGCAGACACCUUUGUAAUGCGGACAGUUGGGUCUUUGGUCUGUCCCCUUGACUCUGGUCAAACCUCCCCCUACGAAAAACUCUAUAGUACGGGCACCUCUGUAUUUACCUCUGUAAGACGGACAUCUCUGUGUCAACUGGUUCCAGAGAUGCCAAUUCACACAAUCCCUUCCUCUGUAAUAAGGACAACGCUGUAACGCGGACACUUGCCUCUGUCCCUGUGGUAUCGGCAGUGACAAACCGCGACCACAUUGUUUCCCCCAAACAGGAAAGCCCCUCAGAACCUCACUAAUGCUGCCAGGUUGUUUGGCCUUCGAGUAGUCGCAUGAAGUGGUGUCGUUGGUUUUUCUAUAUCUUAUUAUUAACUUCGGGCUUUUAUUUAAAUGUGGUAACCCUUCUUCACCCUUACCAUUUUCUAGAUCUCUCUGAUGUCAUGCACAAGCUCCUUGAAACAUUUAUCGCCUUAGCAGCACAGCCUCAUAAAAAUCACGAUGCCAUCAAGGUAAAGCCUGGUUUCGUUAUAAGCCAACCAGCUACAAUCUUGGACAAAACUGUUGAGAAAAUUGCGUACUUGGGGAGCAUUUUUCUAAACAUCCUAAAUGUACCGAUUCUUCCCUCUCCCCCUCCCCCUGAAAGCAAUGUUGUGUGUUCAAAAGAAAGACUGAUCCCUGAGCGUUUGUUGUGGGAAGCAACAUUGAACUGGGGGAAGGGGAUUUCUUUCCUCAAAGGCAUUGUUUUGUAAAUAGUUAUUAUCUCAAGUAGUUUUGUGCGGGAUUGUAGCUUGUUUCAGGGACUUAGGUAGUCGGAAGGAGAAAAAUAGAAAGAGAGCGCGGAAAAAGGCAAGAUAGAGGACUAGGAAAAAAGGUGGAAUGGAGAGGGUUAUUCCGCCCUGUCUCUUCCCAGCCCUUGUCUGUUGUGUCUUGCGUCCGCUUUUCUUUUCGCUUCUCUCGACUGAGCCGACCUAGAACAGGCUAACAGCUGGAUAAAAUAUGAACCCCGUAUCUAUCCAGGCGAUUAUGAUUUCCUUUGCCUAGUCCCUUUACGGCGUUUUCCCAGGCCUUCUCCGUCAAUUCACCUGGUGACGCAUCCGAGGCAAACAGGCAGACCACGUGACCCGAAACGUAUUCGCCGCGCGGAAUAAUGAGGCUUACCGGACUAGGUAAUGAUUUCCCUAAAUUGUCCCGAUUACUCUCCAACACGUCAGAAUUAUGUGCAUAUGAUCGUCUUGUUCGCCUGAAAACAACUUGAGGAGGCGCAGACGAUAAAAUGGAAACUGCGCUUUAGGUUUGACAUACUUAAGCAAACAGGGCUCGUACGAAUCAUGAAAGUCCUAGAAAACGAUCAACAUUGUACGAACUCUGAACAAAGAAAACAUUAAAUGGUUAUGCUGCAGAAUAAACAUUUACACAUAAAUUAGUUCAGCUUUCGGUUUAUCAUGACAGUGAUGUUGUCGUAAUUUGAAUGAAAAAACAGACAUUUAUUGUGUCAGUAGCAACAAAAAAUGUCCUAGUUUUCUUUAAAAAAAAUACCCUGUGCACGCACCAAAACUAUUUACCUUCGUCUCUUACCGCGGAUAAUGAUUUUGGAAGUGGAUUGCAACUUAACUAGUAAAGCUAACCUUUUCAGUUAGCGUUAUUGAGUGUUGGAUAAUUUUUGAUUUUUUUCCGUCUUAGAAUUCUCGUGAAAAUUAUACAAACACGUUUCUUGAUCGUACAUUAUUGACCUUUCUUUCUUUCUUUCUUUCUUUCUUUUUUUCAUCUGAAAUCAUUUUUUCUUUCUUUUUUCUCUUGAAGAUAUUAGCGUAUUAUUAAAGAUGACAUAAAUUUAACAUUGUUGUUUAUUUACUCCAUAUAGUUUGUUUGAGACUCCGAUAUUACUGCGCUUUUCUUAAACACGCGAACUCUGAAGUUCAAAAGCGCCUUCACAAAUGGGAGUUUUUCACUGCUGUCAAUCAUAAUUAGGAUGACAAGCAAUGAACCUUGAAACACAAGCACACAAAACGGAUCGAAAUCCACUUAUCACAAAUCACAAACCAUAACCUUUUCAAUCCGUUGAAGUAAACUUCUGUUUCCCAAGAGUCCCGCUAAGAUGAUUGACGGUAAACGUGAGUUGGCUUUUGAACUUCAGAAUUUGGGUGUUUAUGAAAAGCGCAGUGAGAGCUUAAAGUUAUAACGAGUAUCUGAAUCAUUUUUUUAAUUAUUGCGCCAGGUUCAAAAGGAACAAGCUACUUGUGUUGAACAUAAUAUACUCGAUCUACCUACGCAUUCAUAAGGGUUCUUUAGACGGUUUUGAUCUAAUACCCAACAUUCUGCAGUGUAGCGCGUAAACGAAAAUAUAUUGAAGGAGUUUCAAUCUUAACGUUUACGGACGACUUUUCAUACAACGCCUUUUAUUGCGAGUAAAUUGUACGUCCAGGCGCACGUAAAAAUUACUCGACAGUGGAAUCUACCUUAACAACAGAAUGUUAGGGCAACCUCAGUCCGAACUCCUGGUACACUGCGCGAAAAUACCAGGUAGAAAAGUUGACGAUUAGUUCAGCAAACAAUAGCACGGCUUUUAGAAUCGCGAAUCAGGAGGGAAGCGUAAACGCGUCGCUCGCUAUAUAAGAAGCACUAAAUAGUAUUUCUUGCCACUUCUUAAGCGCAUGAAGCAAGAUCCACGUUCGGAUCAUGAUUCACGUUCGCCUGCGAACCAUAUCUGAAAAGUAAUGCCUGUUCUACGGGCGUUAGCUUUUGGUUGGUUUACCGUAAACGUACAUAUUAUUUGUUGAGCGAGCGGCGUUGCCUUAAGACAAGGCGGUGCAUGAAGCGAUUGGGCGACUCGUUUGUAAUCUCCAGCGCCUAUAGUAACUCCUUGCGCGAAGGCCAACGCGAAUUUAGCGCAAAACGGCAAGAAGAGAACUGUGGCAGGCUGGUAACCAUUCGCAAGUGCCAGUUUUGCGUGGAACUCUGUUAAGUUCGUUUUCAGCUGUGUAAGUUAAACAGAAAUGACUAACUGUAUUGUGGAGGUAUGUAUUUAAAUACGUAGUAGUAUUAGGUACUAAGUAGUUUGUGUUGUCUAACCUUUAAAUAAUAGGGAGCUGAGGCAACGACGACGACGACCACAACGACGACUUCAAAAAAACAAUAGGUUUAAUGAGCAAAACAACAGCUCUGCACGUGCAUCACGCUUUUUAGUAUAUUUCUCUGACGUCCACUGCACGACUACGACGUGAAACCUUCUAAUUUGCCGUUUUCUGGAGGACGUGAACAUACAUGUACGACGACGAAUUUUCCUUCCUCUUUUUGAACCUGAAUAAAAUCCUUAAGAAUUCAACCCCAGGAAAAGUCGCCUACAUUUGACAUAUUGAGCGGGUCCAAUUAGACGCGAUUAAGUUUGAAAGAACGCAAAUUCAUUUUUUGACCGACGUUUUCACUGUCGUCGUCGUCGUCCUUGCUUAAGGUCCCCAACAUCCUGGAACUCGUGACACUCAGGCCAAUGAGCACACUGUCGCAAGUUACGUGUAACCGCACUCACCCAUAUUAAUCAUUUCCUCCGUUAUAGCAGGGGCUUCAUUCACGCGCACGCGCGCCCUCACGCACAUUAAAAGAGCAUUUGUUGAAAGUAAAGUUAAGCAUUUCUGUUGAAAAAAAGAGAUACUAUAGUGGAACCUCUCCUUUAGGACUCCUCCAUUCAGGGGACACAAAAUAAAUUUGGUCCCAGAGAAAUGCUCAUAUAAUCUUUGUAUUUGUUACCUCUAUUGAAGGGACACCUCUAUUCAGGGGGAAGGGACACUUUUUCUGGGCCUUAAAACCUGGGUUUAACUUCCAAACAGGGGACACCUUAGCAAUCAAAGAGUGAUUUAGUUUAAGUGUUCAUUAGUCACAAUGACGAGUGCCUUCCAGAAACUGUUUUCAAAAAUGAAUUAACUCAUGUACUGCACUUGUGGGAAUUCAGCACACUACAUUGCAGAGAUAAGUUAUUCAUGAUCUUUUAUGCAUUAUCUAGCUGCUUGAAAUAAUGACUGCAGCAGAUUCCACAGCCUGCAAGAGCAGACUCCUUUUUCGGCUCUAAUAAAGGUAUCUUAUUUGUUGUUUAAUUUUUUUUACGAGCCUCAGCCCAACCUCCAUUCAGGGAACACUUUCCUUGGUCCCAAGGGCGUCCCCUGAAUACAGGUUCCAGUGUAACUGAUAAAAUGAAUUUCUAUGGUAUCCGCGGUGCUCCGUUAACUUGGCUUCCCAGUUAUUUAGCUCACAGAGAACCGUAUGAUAUGGUUCAUCAUCAUGUCUCUUUAUUUAACAAUGUUGUGUGUGGCGUUCCCCAAAGUACUCUUCUUUGGCCUUCCCCUUUUCUUCUAGUACAUCAUUGAUCCUUUUCACUCUUCGAGUCACCUCUCAUUAGUCUUCUGCGCGUAUGAUACUAAUAUAUUUGUUCGUCAUUAAGACUAAGCUUCUUAAACAAAUAUUAAUCAACAGCUCUUUCUUGUUUCCUUUUGGUUUAAUGCAAAUAAACUCACUGUCCACCCUGAAAAGUCUACGUUCAUUACUCUUGCUAUUUUUUUUUAAUCCACAUCGCAAACAGAUUAUCCCCACAGUAUAAACAUCUUAAUAAAUGAUUCUCCUAUAGCUCGUGUGCAGAAGGGAUAUUCCUUGGAAACCUGUCGUGGAAACUCCACGUCUCCUCCAUUUACGGUAGUCUAAAGAUAGAUAAAUUUAAAGUAAAUCAAGACGAUAUCUACCUUCGGAUUACUACUACAAUCUAGGGUAUUCUGUGUACUAGCCUGCGCGGCGUGCGGGAUUGGCGGGAGAGUGUUGCUGUUUUUUGGCGGCCGAGCGCCGGAAACGCAACAAGUUUGGGAGUAAGUCAAAUUGAAAUUUCCCUCGCGGCUCCUCCGCCAAGAGAAAACCCCGCGCGUAACAAUCCUGCCAGCUACACAAGCUAUCCGUAUAAUCACCCUAUCUCCAGUCCUCCACGUACAAAUUCUAAGCCUCUCUCCUACAAGCUUAAUAUUCUUUCUCUCUAUUCUAUCUUUAAAUUCGAUGUCAACCUGCUUUGUAACAUUUCAAUAACUCUCCAGGGGUAGGGUCGGAGGGAUCCGAACCACCCACAAGAUAUAGGACAAAAUUGGUUUAUCACCAGUCAUAACAGACGAAAAUUUCAGAGAUGUGUCCUUUACGAGUAGAACGUCACAUGUUGGCUGUGCGCGUCAUCUAAGCAAGGGUCUACGUAGUAGAGACUAAUGAAGUGUCUAGGAAGAGGGGAAAUAAUUUGCAUCGACGGUGUGCACAAGAUAGACCCACCCUCUCCCCCUUUCCCUUAAGGAAAAUUCCUCGAUCGGCCCCUUCUUUACCAGCUACUCUUUCCUCCUUCGGACGCUUUUGUCUUGGUUAUAACACGUAGGGUAUCGUGUAUUCCUUAUGUCGUAUCUUUUGCCUCAGAUUUAUUUGUACAACCUUCCUGCUCAGAUCUCAGAUUGUUUGUCAACACCUUUUUAAAACUCCACUUCUGCAUAGCAGCCCAUGGAUAGUAAAAAGAGUAAACUAGUAUCCAUGGGUAGUCAUGGACUGUUGAUGGUAAAAUACACGGUUUUUUCAGUAUGUGCAAUUAGAUUAAGAUUCACGUUUACGCCAAACGUCAGAUUCAAGUUAAGAAUUUCUCAGAAUAGAAAAUAGGCAGAUAAAAACUGUCCAGAACAAUUCUUAUGGAUAAAACUGGCGUGAAAGUACUUAUUUCUCAGUAGAAGUAAUAAAUAGUAAACGACAAAUACGGGGGAAAACUUGGUGACGUAGUACAAAUUCACGUUUCCCGUUUGGCGUUAACUUGAAUCUAAUCUCUCUAAUAGUUUUCUCUCGUUUUGUUGUUAGAACACGGCUAACGAUUUACCACAAGUUUCACAUACAAAAGAAAAAUCAUUUUAGAGCCAAAGACCAUAAAAUUCUUAAAGACAUUUAAAAUCUUGGCAGUGCCUGGGCAGCGACUGGACCGACCGUGCGAUAAAAUCAAGUUCCUUAAAAUAAGCGUCGUUCUUCACUUUGCGAUGAAAAACAGAAAAAUGGCCCGUCAAAUGAGUCGAGUCAGUGUUCCAAAGAAUAGCGGCUCUAUAGCUAAUAGAGUUUUUAAGAAACUGCUAGUUAAAACGUGGGACGAUUAUGCUAUUUCUUUUUCUGAAGUAGUACGCAGUGCAAGGUUUUAUUUGUCGAAAAAAUGAAAGAGUUGCAGGUGCUUCACCUACAAACAUGCUAUGGAGAAGUUUAAGUGAUGGAAGUUUUUAAUAGGUUACAUCAACGCGCAAUCUUCUUUAUCAAGAAAAUCUCAGUCAUGGGUAUCGCUUUACAUAUUCUUGAGCCUUCGCCAAAGUCAGCCUCAAUAUUCUUAAAAUAAAAGAAACUUACAAAAAAAGGAGUAGAUGAAAUACUUCGUCCCUAGGCCUUUUGCCACGCAUUGUGUAUACUCCGGAGCCCUGAAAGAGCAACUUUCAAAACUUACUCAUUAACAUUUUAAUUAUACAGCUGCUCCCAGUUGUUCAAAAGUUGAAUAACGCUAUCCACUCCACUACAAAGCGAAAUUGGUUUCACUAUAAUUCUUAUCCGCGGGAUAGUGAUUUAUCCGGUAAAUAGCGCUAUCCAACGUUUGAACAAGCGGGACCUGGUAGUUAAUCCGAUAUUGUCGGCAUAGCUAUUAUCCUUUAAUUUUUAAAAAUUAAAUUUUAAUGUUUUUAAUUUAAAAAUUUAAGAAUUUUUUCAAAUUUCUUUUAUUUUUUAUUUUUUUUAAAUAAUUUUUUUCUAAAAAAAAUUGUCGAAUCAAGGAUUAAUAUGGAUAGUUUUAAAAAGGAAUUUCCUAAUGAAAAACGAAAACUGUCCAAUUAAUUUAAGAAAAUAGGGCAACCUGUAUGAGCCAAUCAAAUCCAAGAACAUACAAUAAGUAAUAGAAAGUAGCCAAUCAGCUUGAAGCAUUGCGUUCGCGCGGUAAACGGGACAUGUUUGAUAAAGUAGCCUAUCUUUCAAUAUGAAUGUUUCAUGAACUUUUGAUUAUAUUGUACGUAUACAAAUUAAGUAAAAAAAUUUUACAUAUCUGGGUAGUCGUAUCCCCCAUGACAACUGGGGAAGAGGACAUAGCUACGCUUACCGUAUUUACUUGACUAAUCGCCGCCCUCGAAUAAACGCCGCACUUAAUAAAAGGAAUCCGGCGCUUUCUCGAUGAUUGUUAGUGAUUUGAGAAAUUCGAUUUUGAAUAAAACGCCGCCUUUGAGUAAAUACCGCAUUGGAAACAUCGCCGCGUUUAAUGGAGUGAAGUAAGGUAUCCAACAGCUUGCAAAAGACCGAGCUAAAUCUCUUUAUGUGGUCGCGGAAGAGCAUUAAGUAGCUAAGUACAGUUAAACCCCGUCAAUACGGACACUGAUAGCCUGCGAACAGCAGAGGCAUUUCCUAUCGUCGCUUCUCUCAAAUGCGUCUGCUGUUCGAAGGCUAGGACACUGAAGGGUCCAUAGCAAGUGUCCGUAUUGAUUAACGGGAUGUCCCGCGGGUCAUGUUAUCAAUAAACGCUGUUCGGUCAAACCCUGUUAAUAUGGACACUGAAGGGCCCCAUAGAAAGUGUCCGUAUUGAUUAACGGGAUGUCCCGCGGGUCAUUUUAUCAAUAAACACUGUUCAGUCAAACCCCGUUAAUACGGACACUGGAGGGGCCACAGUAAGUGUCCGUAUUGAUUAACGGGAUGUCCCGCGGGUCAUGUUAUCAAUAAACACUGUUCAGUCACACCCCAUCAAUACGGACACUAAAGGGUCCAUAGAAAGUGUUCGUAUAAACGGUGUGUCCGUUUCAAGCGGGUUAUGUUGUUGAAUCAAAACAACACCUUUUGUUAGUACAAAUUUUUAAAGAAAUAAAAGAGGACUUUAGCAUCGUCAAUUAAACGUGUCUAACCUUCACAAAACCUUAAUUCCACGGACUAAAUCCACGGAAUUACUCAAAAAUCGCUCAUCUUUAUGUUAAUCAAUCAAAACCGCUCUCUGCGUAACUCUUUUGAUGCCAAAGUAGCCCCUAACAAUUAGACGUCUACAGACAUGCUGUCAACUGAAAGAUUUUAAACCAAGAAGGAAAGGUUGACUUUCUGUAGAAGAAUCUGUAAUUAGCCAAGAAAUAAGUGUUCGUUUUCCGCAUUGACAGGUGUCCAUAUUAAGCGGACAGUCACACAAAGUCUCGAAUUUACCAUUCUGUACCCCUCAGAUAACUAAGCCGUAUAAAUAUCACGUAUGCUAAAAUUCUACGAAAACUGCAGUUACAGUCAACUCCCGAUAACUCGAACCCUCAAGAGAAAUCGAAAAAAGUUAUCGCCGAGCUCGAAGAAAAAAGCCGGGAGUUUCCAAGGAAAAAAAAGUUUUUACUACGGGGGCACCCUGCAGGAAAUUUUGAGAAAAGACCUAAAAAGAGCAACAAAAAAUGAACAAAGCUUUCUGAAGCCAUUUUAAGCAUUUUGGGAGAUUUCUGAGAAAAAGUUAUCAGUUCCUCACUCUCAGCAAGACUGAUGGAAGAGUUCCCAGGCAGCAAGGUGCACCUAUAACCUGCAACCUGACUUACUGGGAAGUUUCCCCUCAGACGCCAUGAAUUGUCUAUUUCAUCUUUCUAGCAACACUUUCCUUCCAAAGACAUAUUACUCGUUCCAAAUCUCCCAGGCACCAAAAAUUUUCGUUGAAGAGCAGAUACUUUGAGGAACAAAACCAUUGGGUGCCCCUGUCACUACACAGUGAACAUUUUAAUCGCAAUUAGUGUGUAAAUUGAAAGAUACUUCUAGACUAUAAAUAAGAACGUAACGUAACAAAAAGUCUAAAAUAAAGCAUGCGUUUUACUGUUUUGAGAUUCAUGACACAUCAGUCUUCACCAGUAAACUAUAUGCCUACAACACGUAAUUAAAUAGGAAAUUCAAACCUCAAUGUUUCGGACGCCAGUCCACUAUUUUUUCCGUCUUUUUAAGGGCUCAAAAAUAAAUUAAAAUAACAGUAAAUGCUUAGUGUAUGAAGGAAAUCCAGGGGAAAUCGAUUUUGGUUCGAGUUAGCGCGAGGUUAGAUAACAGGGUUCGAGUUAUCGGGAGUGAACUGUAUUUGAUUCGUUUAAUGCAAACAACGACGCACUAGGUUAUCAAUUAAUAACAUUAUUAGAAAAUGGAGAAUAGUCAUCUUAGCAACACCUUUUGCAAAUAGCAAAUUCGAAAUCAGUUUGAUCCGGUCCACGCUAUUGUGACUGAUUCAACUGAGUACGGUCAUGAUGAUCAGGCGCCUGCUGCUGGGAAUCCAAAACACGCUGCACAUCAGCUAAUAAACGGAACAAUUCCGUAACGUCAACAUGGUCGGGUCCAAGCUUAUUCCGUUUUAUCGACACGGCAUGUUCAUAAUACUCCUUGGCCUGUUGAAAGUCAUUCCAGUGGUGAUGUAGGAUACCUAUAUUAUGGUAAGUACCUGCGACGUCGACAUGGUCGGGUCCAAGCUUGUUCAGUUGUAUGGACAAGGCACGUUCAUAAUACUCCUUGGCCUGUUGAUGGUCACCCAAGUCGCCAUGUAGGAUACCCAUACUAUGGUACGUACGCGCGACGUCAACAUGGUCGGGUCCAAGCUUAUUCAGCAGUAUGGACAUGGCACGUUCAUAGUACUCCUUGGCCUGUUGAAAGUCAUUCCAGUGGUGAUGUAGGAUACCUAUAUUAUGGUAAGUACCUGCGACGUCGACAUGGUCGGGUCCAAGCUUGUUCAGUUGUAUGGACAAGGCACGUUCAUAAUACUCCUUGGCCUGUUGAUGGUCACCCAAGUCGCCAUGUAGGAUACCCAUACUAUGGUACGUACGCGCGACGUCAACAUGGUCGGGUCCAAGCUUAUUCAGCUGUAUGGACAUGGCACGUUCAUAGUACUCCUUGGCCUGUUGAUGGUCACACAAGUAGCGAUGUAGGGUGCCCAUGUGCUGGUAAGUAUACGCGACAACAACAUGGUCGGGUCCAAGCUUAUUCAGUCGUAUGGACAGGGCACGUAAAUAAUACUCUUUGGCCUGUCGAUGGUCACCCAAGUCGCGAUGUAGGGUACCCAUGUGAUGGCAAGUAUGCGCGACAGCAACAUGGUCGGGUCUAAACUUAUUCAGUCGUAUGGACAGGGCACGUAAGUAAUACUCCUUGGCCUGUCGAUAGUCACCCAAGUGGCGAUGUAGGGUACCCAUUAUAUGGUAAGUAUGCGCGACGUCAGCAUGGUCGGGUCCAAGCUUAUUCAGUCGUAUGGACAGGGCACGUUCAUAAUACCUCUUGGCCUGUUGAUAGUCACACAAACGCCUAUGUAGUAGACCCAUGUUAUGGUAAAGACGCGCGACCUGCUUAAACUGUCCAUGGUCGGGCCCUGUUCGUAUCGUAUUGUCUUCAAUGAGUUUUAAAGCUACACUUAAAUACUUCAUUGCGGACACGUACUCGCUAUGAAGGCAGCAAACUUCACCAAGCAUCUCAAAGUUGUAUAAAGACUUGUACAUAUUUAGAAUAGUGUCUUUGAUGAGAGCAAAUUUCUCUUCAGUAGAGAUAAUGUUUGUAAUUCCUACAGCUAGAGUUUUUAAGUGUGGAACAAUAUGUCUGCUUCCACACACAGAAUCUUCACCCCGCGGGAUCUCUGGUAUUGCCUCGUGAAUGUACUGACUGUAUGACUUCAUUGCGACACAAGCAACCCGGGCAUUUUCAUUAGCCUCCAUUUGGUCUUUAACUAAAUGCUUGACAAUAUCGUGUACCACCUUGUGUAAACGAAUGUUGACCGAGUCAUCCUCCUUUCCGAUUAGCAACAGCGAGGACCCUUGAAUCUGAAUGCCUAUGUCCUCUUCAUCCAACUCUUCAUCAGCAUUUACAACGUAAGUGGUUAACACGUCUAACCUCAAUGGCUCUGUUGCACAAAAAGCAAAAAAAGUGAAAGCGUGCUUCAUUAUUUUAUCAGAAUCCAUCACCGCCUCAACGGCUACCCUGGUCGCUAUUGUCAUAGAGUUUGGGUAGAUAAGGUUUACAUUGGCAAGUUCCUUUUCAGUGAGUUCACGUUUGCCUUUCUCUAGUUUUUUCAAGUACCCUUUCCAGCCAAAGUCUGGAUUGGUAUUUCGCACCUUUCUCACGUACACUCCUGCGCUGGCUAGUGCAAGUGGCUGGUAAUCCAAUGCGUGGGCUACGUUUUCUCCCAUGUAAUUGUCAGUGAUUCCAGAGAGCUCGGUUAGAAGGCAAAUAGCAUCAGCAGGCUCCAUGCCUUUGCUUAUGGAGAUGUGGGAUGUGAAGGAACUAUCUGGAGGGAUACAGGAGCAAUCCUGCGUUGUGAUUAGCAGCUGGCCUUUGCCCCAAUGCUCAUUUCCCCACUCAGGAAGAAACUGACCUAUCCAAGAAAGAUUUGUGACAUUGUCAAUCACUAAGAGCCAAGAUGAGUAAAGGUGAAUUUUUGCCGCAAUUAAAUCUUUGAUAAUCGCUAUUUUCCGUUCAUUAUUGAGAUCCUUGGAGUUUUCGGUGGUAUUAAUAGUACACUCAGGGCACUGCAUUUUUCUUGCCAGUGACUGGUAUGAUGUUAAAAGCGCUUCUGGGUUUUCAGCAUUUAAAGUCAUUACAAAUGACGGAGCAGUUGUGUCUUUGUUGGCUUCUUUGUAGUAUUUCCCAGCAGCGAGUCUAGCCAGCUGGGAUUUGCCACUCCCUGGAUUGCCUGAAAUAUAACAAUAACGUAAAGUGUUCCCGUUAGCCUUUCUUAAGUUUAACAGCUUCUGUGUUACUUUAUCAACAUGGUAAUCGCGACUUGCAAUCAAAUGGGGAGGUCUGGGUGGAAGGACGCAAAAUGGCUCUACUUUGCGCUGUAGUUGCUCUUCAAAGACCUUGCGUUGCUCUUCAGUAGUUUUUAGCAUGUCUUGAAGUUCCGCUUUCUUCCCUUCAAACUUGUCUUUUUCUUCUUGAAAUUUAGAAUCUUUUUCUUGAAGUUCCGCCUCUUUCGCCUGAAGGUCUUGAGUAAGUUUCUGAUUGCUUGUCUUCACAUUUUGCAAUUCAUCGGUGGGAAAAGUUGUCUGCUUACUUACUGUUUGGAUUUCAACAGCAGACAGGCCGAGAGCUCGAAAUGCUGUCUCCACUUUUGCAACGGUGAUUUUGAAGUCUGCAUUUGAGAACUGACCUUCUGUCAUGUGAGCGUAGUCUUCAUUUCGAAACUUUCUGAGAUCAUCAACAUUAAUUUUGAUCAGUGGACUCAGUCCAUGGCCCGCAAUAGAAUCAGAAUACAGGAUGGCAUAAAAGAGCAUAGUACAGUCCCAUUGAGCCCUGUCUCCAUUUACCAUUGUGGCUAACAGUCGGGCAUUUUUUCUUUGAUUACCUGGAGGCUCACCGUUUUUAAAAUCCUGGCCAUUUUGAGGCGAGUCCUUCCAUUCUCCAAGUGUUGCCUUGUAACGAUUGUCCCAUUCCUGCUUGAACAGAAAUCGUAAAGCCUUGGGCAGCAUGUUAGUGGCUAUGUGACAAAUCCGGAAGUAAUUAAGCUCUUCUUCCGUGUAAACUUUAGAGGCCAUGCGGUAGCGGACGGGUAACAGUCUUGAAACCUGUUUGAAAAAAGUUUAAUACAAAGAAUUUACCAAAUGAAUUGAAUGGUCAUUGCCUGACACUACGUGUAUACUGCAGGGAUUAAGGGAAUUUCGGCAAUACUUUUAUUCAAUUAGAAUAGCCUAAGAGAGAAAAAAUAAACAACUGUUUAGAUAGCCUAAAUAAUAAUACAUAUAUGAUAAAGAAUUUUGAAAUAACAUGGAAAUUACACAGCUGACCACAACACGUGUUGCUCCGAUCGACUUUACCGUUAACGCUGUUGCAGAACUACGCAUUUCAAAACUGAGAGAUUCUGACGAGGAUUUCAGCUUGCAGGUGCAUUAUGUAAUCAGUGUAGCAUGCAAAACAGAACGACUGAACAGACCCUUUUUCGCGAUCUCACCCGACGGCUAUGCAAGUCUGCUAAUGCAGUCUUCAACUUGUGCUCUUAGUAUGGAAAGACAUUUUCUAAUACAACAAAGUCAGUUUCCAAAUACUUUAAAUCUUCAUCUUUAGAGGCUACUAUCACACAAAUUUCGCCAGGAAGUGGUAACGAUUAUAAUGGUUUUGGUCAUUAUUAAUGCAUUGAAAGCAUUAAACCUUGAAAAAUUUGGCCCAACGUUUCAAGUUUCACUCCAUGUCCAGACAGGUUUAAUACCUAGUUAUACCGGAGCUCUCGCGCGCGAAGCGCGCGCAGCGGAGCACCAUGGGUGAGAAAGAUGUGGUAAACUACCCAUCCGAGAAUAUUUGGUAAUCACGUGACCGUACACCGACCGACCGCCUGACCGUCCGUCCGCACCAGGCAUACCAAUGUAAAAUAACUCAAUCAACAGGUAUGGCAAUCCAAAUGGAACUCGAGGUUAUUUUAAUGGGAAAUCGCAUAGCCACCCACGUCUCGUAAAGCAGAGACAAUUAAAGAGCCAAUGAAGACGAAAACGGAAAGCGGAAAUUGUCUCUGUAUGUAUUAAGCUUAGAUUAAUUGUCAUGUCCACAACUUUGGAAUAUAGAGCAAGAAGAACACAGAGAAAAAGAGAGAGAGGGAGGCACAGGCCAGCGAAGCUCAACGAGACAAAGGGCGACAGAGAUCUAGAGGGACAGAUAAAAAACAACGGAGACAUUUUUUGUUGGAAAAACAACAUGAAAAUUUUGUAACGGCGGUGACAAAAUGAGAAAUGCUAGCGGCCACCAAUGCAAGUCGAAAAUGAGGGGCAGUGAUAAAAAAGUGAACGGGAAAACGUACGACAUUUCCUCCAUAAAACGUGUAACUUUGUAACUUUGUAACUUUUUUCUUGCUCUAUAUUAAUGAUUUAAAUAACGUAUCGACGCUCGUCGAGCUGAUUUUAUUCGAUGAUGACACUAAUUUAUUUAUGUCUCACAAAGAUCCUGUCUACCUGGCAGCCUCACUCAAUUCCGAACUUAAUAAAUUAUCCACUUGGUUUAAGGCAAACAAACUCUCCUUAAACCUGAAGAAAACAAACCUUAUGUUAUUUAAGCCUAGACAGAAAAGGUAUCAUUUUCCAAUGCAAACAUGCAUAAAUGAACAGAGAAUCGAACAGGUUAAGGAAACGGUCUUCCUCGGUGUAGUCCUUGAUGAACAUCUGUCUUGGAAACCGCACAUUUCUCAAGUAGCUCGUAAAAUCUCGAAAUCAAUAGGAGUCAUUAAUAGAGCAAGAUUUUUUCUACCUAAACCCUGUCUAAAAACUCUUUAUUAUUGUUUAGUUUAUCCUUAUCUUCAUUAUUGUAUUAUUGUCUGGGGAUCUACGUACAAAACCAGUCUUCGCCGUCUUGUCUCUUUGCAAAAGCGAGUUAUCAGAAUUAUUUCUAAAUCAACUUUCGAUUCUCAUUCAGACACUAUUUUCAAAGAAUUAGAGCUACCAAAACUUUCCGAUAUUAGACAACUAGAAUUGGGUAAACGUAUGCUUUCUCUUAACCAUUCUCUUUUGCCUUCAAAGUUCAACAAUUAUUUUUCUUUAAACAAACAAGUCCAUAGCUAUGCCACCAGAUACGCGAAAGACUUUCACCUUCCUUUUUGGAGAACAAACCUUCGUUAAUUUUCUGUCAGUUUCCAAGGACCUACUUAUUAUUACUCUAUGGAAAAUGAUAUUAAAGAAUCUAAUUCUCUCCACUUAUUCAAAACGAAAUUGAAGAAAAAUUAUUUAUGAAUCAUUAGUUAUAAAUCUUGUAGUAAAUAGUUAUCAUUCUUCACAUGUCUGAUAUUAUUUUUAUACUUAUUGUUACAUGUACCAUACUUUAUAUUUUGUCAACUCAGUCUAUGUAAUUAGUUAAUUUAUACUUACCUUCAUUGUAUUUUACUUUCGAUCCUGGCCUUACUGUUACUGUUAACUUUAUUUUUACUCUGGGGGAGCCCAAUGUCUAUAAGCCUCAUGGUUCCUUUUGGGCUUCCUCGCCACUUUCAUUUGCUUUUGUGUAACUGUCUUGUUUUAUCGUUAUUUGUAUUUUGUGGUAAAUCAAAUAAAGUUACAAAGUUAUUUGGGACAAAUGAUAAUGGAAAGAUGGGAUACGAAGGGGCAUAUGCAACGUUUUUGACAAGCCAUUAGGGAGCUUUUGAGCGACUCAACCGGAAGUAUGGCCUCUUCCCUUUUUAUAUGCCCUUAUGCUACCAAAAUUGUAUUACUAAGUUUUUUUACUCUUAACGAGACGACUUACUUGAAAAUUUGGGCAAAACCACGGCCCAGAAUGCAAAAAGCCCACUUCCGGUUGACGUGCAAAGUUAAAAGAGUACUGACCACUGGGGGAAGGAAGACCAUUGUGGCUGGUAUCGGUGGUUAAGUUUCUCGUGUGCGGUCAAAAAUGCGACGUGUAGUUAUGAGAUAUUUAAAAGCAGUUAGACAGAGAGGUAACUUUAUCAGAGAGUUUAUAUAGGUAAUAGCAUGAUUUGUAGUGAUAUUUGCAUUGGCAUAAAUACCACCAGUGAUAUUACGAAAUUGUUAUACGUAAUUUCACGAGCCUUUAGGAGAGUGAAAUUUGAGACAAUUUUUAAAUAUCACGAGUGGUAUUUAUGCCAAAUAUCAGGUACAAAUCAUGCUAUUAUUUGUUUAUACUACUACGCACCAAAGGAUUGUAAUUUUCACAUAUAGGUAUUUCAAAUGAGGCUGAAAUACCACUGCUCUAAGCAAAUUAAAUUGCAGAAAUUUCUCAUGUAGUAGUAUAAAAGAUGGAAUCCACCAGAAAAUUGAGUAAUUUUAAUUUUCAGUGGACAAAAACGUUGUACCAGAAUAAUUGAAAGAAUAUUGCAUUCUUUUUUACAUAUUUCAAGGGCUUAAGAUGUAAUUAGUCAUCUGUAAUAACACCAAAGAAAAUUUCUUAUGAGAGUCCGAGAAAAUGAGUGUCAAAUUUCACAAGAAUUGUAAAAACACAGGUAAAACUCUGAAACUUCAUUUGUAAGAUGACAUCUUGUGAAAUUUGACAGCUUUUUUCUCGGACUCCCAUAAGAAAUUUUCUUUGGUGUUAUUACAGAUGACUAAUUACAUCUUUAGCCCUUGAAAAAUGUAAAAAAGAAAGCAAUAUGCUUUAAAUUAUUCUGGUACAAGGUAGCCUGUUCCAAGCGUUCAGAUAGUGGAGAGCGGUGUGGAGUAGAGAAAGCGAUGAAAAGUAGAGGGGGACUGGGGAGAGAGGUGCGGGAAUACAUGAAUACUUCUCCCGCCUUCUAUUGUCUGAAAGUCUUACAUUGGGUUUUUAGUAAGAUUAUGUAUACAUAAAUUAAUUUUUGAUCUGACACACUUCGAUUUAUUCGCAAGAAAAAUAAUAAAUGCAUCGGGCUGUAACACCAGUCUUGAUUGACAAGUGAAGACCACCUACAGCUGAUGCGGUCUGACUGGGCGGAAGAGUCUAUUUAAAACAAAUCUAACAGGCGUUCCCUCUCUCACCUCUCCUCCUCCCUCGCUUUUACUUUUUCGCGCUCUCUUUUACUUUGCACCGCUCCCCACUAUCUGAACGCCUGGAACAGGCUAGGUACAUGGUUUUUAUCCACUGAAAAUUAAUAUUACUCAGUUUCGCGAUGGAUUCCAUCUUAACACAUUACUUACUUCUUACGUGUACAAUAUUCGGUUCCAGAAGGAAAACUUGCUCUCGCUGGACAAUGUAAUCGGUGUUCAACUCCAAAAUGAACAUUUAACAAUGUCAUUCGUAAUAAGCACUUAGACUUUACGUCACCGAUCACGCGAUCACGAGAUCAUACGACAUGAAACUUCCAUAUCUUGUGAAUGCAAGAAAUCUCAGCGGUUCAAGAGUCAAUAGGUGUAGGGGGGUGGGGGGAGAAUGACGGCAGCGAAAAACGCAAACGUUAGUUGGCUUUUGAACUUCAGAAUUCGGUUGUUUAUCAAAAGCGCAGUGAGAGCCUAAAGUUAUUCUCCAUCCUCACGUAAAGAUGAUGAUUAAAGCUGGAAAAUGAUUAGUAUCUGACACAGUAUUUUUAUUGCACCAGGUUCAAAAGGAACAAUAUCUUAACUACAGAAGAGCUUAUUUCAAGGACACCACAGAUGUAUUUUCAAGCGUCUUAAAGGACCUAUCGAAGACCAGUGAGCAUAUUGUCCAUGUUGAAGUUUAAUUUUAUCCUUGCUUUGAAAUUCAUUUUACUUCAUACGUGGCUUAUAUUUGGCUAUAUCAGAUAUCAGAAUGUCCAUUUAAUCACUUCAGGCGAUUUUAAAUUUUAUUGUUCAAGCCACUGACUCGCUUCUAAAUUUUUCUACGAUUGGCGCUUUAGUUUCCUCUUAUCCUUUUUGUUCCUUAGGUGCAGAAUUUAGCCUUGGUCCAAAUCCUUUUCGUGUAUUAUCCAAUAAUUCAGCGUCUGCUUCGUCAACCGCCACAAAUGUAUCAGGUAUUGAAUUUACUGGAUACUUCUUGCGCGUGUUGUCUAUUGAAAGCGGCUUACAGCAUGUUGUAACAAUAAUGGCAAUAUCAUGAUUGCUUUUUACCUGUAAUUGCCUGAAAGGGUUUUUCCACCGCGUCCAAAGUUCUUUUGCCCUCCAUGGUAGAUUUUGAUUAAUUUAGGUUUCUGGGAAACUGCCGACCUACCCCUCCCCUAAGCUAACAUUAACACUUACUUCUCAGUUAGGGCAAAAUGAUGGCUUAGGGGAGGGGUAGGUGGGCAGUUUCUCAGAAACGUAAAUUGAUCCGUAGAUUUUAUGACCCAUUACUGCUCUCUGCUCAGCCAAUGAGCUUUAAGAAUUUCGCAAAAGGCACCAAGUUUGAACAUUAAAACCCAGUGUACUGGGACAAAUGGCUACAACGCCAAGAAGAGUUCGAAGGUGAUUUCCACCCAUUUUACACAAAUUGCGGGGUGGGAGUGGGGAAGUCGCCAGUUUACUAAAUAUUGCUUUGCAGUUCCCCAACGUUUUUUUAACUCCAUUGUACAUCUACAUCAUAACUUAGCAAAGGCUGUUUAUCGCGCCGAGAACUAUAGAAAUCUUGUUGAAUCACUUGUAAGUGAUAAAGCCGACUUGAUAACAAUUUUGGUACAUUUUUGUUACCCUAGGGAUUGGCAGUUUUCAGACAAACCCUGCUGGUUUAACAGGUUCUUUGGGGACAGCAGGAACAGCGUCUCUGGGAAAUCCAUUUGGCACCACCACAGGACUCGGUAGUACCAGUCUAACAUCAGGCUCCACAUUUGGAACACCUCUCGGGACCAACACUUUAGGAGCCACGGGUCUCAGAGCGACCACUGGAUUUGGGACCCCGAGUCUUACGGGAGGAUUUGGUACCCCUGUCUUGGGUCCUCCACAGGAGAAGCUUUUGGCUCCACCGGGACAGGACUUGAGGGGACCGGUUUUGGCACCGGGACUUCAGCGUUUACUGCACAACCAAAGUUUCAACUUCAAAGGCCACCGGCUGGAAACAAACAAGACAAAAGGA
Messenger RNA from Porites lobata, 21542 nucleotides. The record is from the annotation of a GenBank genome assembly. Lineage: Eukaryota; Metazoa; Cnidaria; Anthozoa; Scleractinia; Poritidae.